UGGAGUACUUGCACUGUUGCAGUCUUCUCCCACUAGUACAUCUCCCUCGAACAUGAAUUUGCGCGUCUUCCUGCCCUGCCUGUAGCGAUAGGCCUCCCCGUACCACAAUGGGUAAUCACCCCGAGAGCGACAAGGCGCUGCGCUACAUUGCCCAGCUCGACGAUGCGCGCUGUGCCGCGCGGUGGAGCGAUGUUCCUGAGCUGUGCAGGAAGGUCGAGAAACAUGCGCCGCACCGCCAAUGCCUCACCAAAACAGCACGCGCCGAAGCGCAGAUAGUCAAGUACAGCACCCAGAGACCCUCGACCGCGUCGUCGACCGCUUCCUCGGGCCUGUCCACCGUCAUACCCACGCUGCUCACCGCCAUAGACGACGAGGGCGACCACGUUCAGGAUGCAUUUCAGGCCACCGUCUGCUUAGCAUGGCUACACUAUGUACUCGACGAACCCGGCCUGGCCGUCGCGCGUCUGCCCAAGGACAUGGCGGCAGUUGCGACCAAGAUGCAGGAAACAACCCCCACCAAUUGGACACGCGUGUGCGUUGUCAAGGGCGCCUUCCUCAAAGGCUCGUCACACGAAAAGACUGACUCGCCAGAAGAAGCCGUCACCUCUUUCGCAUCAGUUCUGCCGUGGCUGUCCACCAACUCCGCUGCCCACGAGACGCCACAGUUCAGGAUGUGGACCGAGCAUCUUCUCGUGCGUCUCUGCCACUUGUCCAAUCAGUCUUUGGGUGGUUCAAACUACACGGAUCUCGCAGAUGCUCUUCAGGCGUUCCGCUUCUGGGCCAAAUACUGGGAAACUACAGCAAAAGGCGGUGGGAGCGAGGGUGCGAACGCGGCCACGUACCGACGCCAGGCAUGGAAAGCAUACUACGACACCCUCUCAGCCAUCCUGCGCCAAGACGUCCCCUACGAUUCUGGGUCGGAAUACGCAGAUCAUGCGACGGAAAAGGCACCCGCGCUACCACACUCCAGGCUCCAGCAGCGUGCCGAGCUGAAGAAGGUCGAGACGAUUUACGAAAGCUUGCUGUUGAAGGAGACUCAUUUCCCCAGAGCUAGCGACAGUAACACUGAAAUCGAACAAUGGGUCGACUCCGCCAUCGACAACUGGCGAGUCUUUUGCGGACCCUCUUGGACUGAUGCAGACCUAGGCGCUGGCGGUAAGGAAGCUGUCGGCAGAUGCAUGUUAGACGUCCUCUACAGGGCGGCCACGAAGACUUUCCACUCCACACAGAUUCUGCGCCACCUCUUUGCCGUUCACGCGGCUCUUGCAGAUUUUGACCUCGCUUUUAAAGCCUAUGAUUCAUAUGUAGACAUUAUAACGCGUGGGAAGGACCGAGCGGAGAAGUCUGGAGAACGGGACGCCGGAGUUGACGACGACAGCACCGUUCUUAGGACGUCUGCGGAAGCGAUCAGAGUCUUAUGCCGCUUUGGCUCCCACGCAGAAUCUAAGAAAGCCUUGGAGAUCGGCGAAACUAUCGAGAAAUGGCUUGAACAAAGCGAGCAUACUGGUCUGACCGCGUCUGAAGCAGGUUCCACACGAUCAAUCGAGACGAUCGUAGAGCCACGUUCCCUUGCUAUUGCAUACUGUGCAAUUGGCAUCAGCUUGGCUCAAUGGGCGCGUUUCACCUACGAAGCAGACGCUCGUGCUGGCAUCCAAGCGAAAGCUGUGUCCUAUCUCCGAAAAUCACUCGCGCCGAAACUAGGAGAGUCGAACAACCUGGAGGCGCUGUAUGCCCUGGCCCUGGUAUUGGCCGAGACAAGGGACAUACCUGGAUCUGUCAAAGCCGUUAAGGUGGCUCUUUCCCCUGCAACGAAGAGUAAGGCGUCCACCAGUGCUGAUGGCGUAAUAAACCCCGGAUCCGCGAUAGAGUUUGGACGAGAGCGAAAACUGAUACCGUUUUGGCAUCUGCUGGCGCUCCUGUUGACUGCGCGGUCCGAUUUCCCUGCUGCAGAGCAAGCCUGCGAAGCAGCCUUUGAACAAUUUGGAGAUCCUUUCAUCCUAUUCGGCAAGGAUGACGCCGAAGGGUACCGCAGCGAACAUCUUAACGAAGCCAAUGGCAAGAGCGAGCGGAGUUUUGGUAUUGUUGACCGAAUGGAACGUUUCGAGAAGACCGCAGUCCUUGAAAUCAAGAUGACGCAGCUAGCUCUGGUGGAAAUUGUAGAUGGCUCUCAUCUUGCAGUAGAUGGAUGCGAUGAGCUCCUCGCUCUAUACGCACGACUCUUUGGCGAUCCCGCUGCCGAAAAGAUUCCACCGAAGCCGGUCACGAUGGCACCGCCGAAAAGUUCAGCAGGCACGAUUCGAGGCAGCAUAUUUCGAUCAAAAGGCUCUGUCAAAAGCCCGUUGAAGAAUCACACUGCACAGCACUCUUCCCUCUCAAGUUCUGACGCGUUAGCAGCGGUCACGCAAACGUCUCAAGCACCUACCAUUCAAGUCACUGAUGAAAACACAAACGGCAAUGCAAAAGAACAUCAUCACCAUCACCUACUGCCUCACAGGCAUCGCGAUGAUCACUCUAGUGUACAAAGAAGUCCCAGUAAAUUGCGGAAAAAAAGUGUCAGUAGCUUGAAUAGGCGAUCUGAGAUGGAUGGACAACAAGAACCCGAAGUACCCCAAUUGCUAGACGGGGCUGCUGACAGUACACCGGCUCGAAACAGCACUGUGCGCAGUAGAUCGGCCCGGCGCUCUUCAAUCUCGAGCUCAAACCGUAGGUCUGUCAGCAAUGAGCGCUCGCUGCGACCUAUACCACACAACAUGUCGCCCACAGCAGAGCCGCCGCCUUCCGGUCACACCAGUCAGCCACCCAAGCAAGACACACGGCUACCUGCGCCAUUUCCCAACCCGGGCUAUAUCCCGCCGGAGCCCCACUUCUCCAAGAUUCAGGAACGCCGGCAGAAAGUUUCAUUAUUGGCUUCAAUAUGGUUGUUCAUUUGUGGCCUCUAUACGCGAGCGGACAUGCACGAAGAUGCCAAUGAUGCUGUGAACGAAGCUCAAAAGCUCGUAGAAAUCUUUGAGGCCGAGGUAGCCCAGGAAACCUCGUCCAGUAAAGGUUUUGCAGAAAGAGGAUGGGGCGGUGGCAAGAGUGUAGAAGAGCUUUGGGGUGAUGUCUACGCUGCGCGCGGAGAAUUGUUUUCAGCCCAAGACCGAAAACACGAUGCGCGUGACGAGUUUGAAAGAGCGGUUCAGCAUUUCCCAGAUCAUCCGCAAGCCAUUGUCGGACUCUCUAAUAUUCUGCUUGACAUAUACUGCAAAGUCAUCCCAAUGGAGCGGACAUCCAGUCUAGAUGGCCCCGCGCCACCACCUAUCCCUUCGAUCGCAAACUCAAAGGAUUCGCCAACGCCACAUAUGACUGCACACACACCCUCGGCUGAGAACCAGCUUUCGCCACCCGAGCUCAGUCGCCUUGCUGCUCGAGAUCGUGCCUUUGGUCUCCUUUCAAUCUUGACAAAACGCGGUGCUGGGUGGGACUAUUCCGAAGCGUGGUAUGCGCUGGCCCGCGCGUACGAAGAAAGCGGUCAAAUAGACAAGACGAAGGAGGUACUUUGGUGGUGUGUAGAACUGGAAGAUACACAUCCGACGAGAAGCUGGAGGAAUGUGACUUUGGGUGGGUUUGUGCUGUAGCUUUUUUGCUUUAUAUAGAGCACGUGUAUCCAUUUAGCAGCCCUUGAUACCCGGGGAGCAACCUAUCAGUAGUUCGGCGGGAAAUAGAUAUGUAAUGUGUCGAGUG
Molecule: messenger RNA, 3723 nt
Organism: Paraphaeosphaeria sporulosa
Lineage: Eukaryota; Fungi; Ascomycota; Dothideomycetes; Pleosporales; Didymosphaeriaceae
Exons: 4
Coding region: 108-3617 (1169 amino acids)
Molecular function (GO): protein binding
Source: RefSeq, a predicted model, not a curated record